Messenger RNA from Cydia strobilella, 1886 nucleotides. Its product is annotated as zinc finger protein 271-like. The record is from RefSeq and is a predicted model, not a curated record. Gene Ontology annotation, cellular component: nucleus. The transcript has 9 exons. Gene Ontology annotation, molecular function: DNA-binding transcription factor activity, RNA polymerase II-specific; zinc ion binding. Bases 189 to 1379 code for a protein of 396 amino acids. Gene Ontology annotation, biological process: regulation of transcription by RNA polymerase II. Lineage: Eukaryota; Metazoa; Arthropoda; Insecta; Lepidoptera; Tortricidae.
AGGACACUGGCUGGCUUGGACUGUCUCAAUGAAUCUAGGUUGAAGUGUAGUAUCCUAGUAUCUCUUAUUAGUCUGUAGUUGAACGCUGACUGGCCAAUAGAUAAAUUCAAUUUAACUAAAACAAAUUACUAAAUGUUCAGUAAUUACAAUUUUGUUUUGAGUUUGUUGGGUGUUAGUUAAAUCAAGAAAUGAAUAAAAUCUGCAGAAUUUGUUUGGAGGAAGGGGUACUUUCUUCGGUGUUUACAAAGAAUUUCAAUAUAUCCUUAUGCGAUAUGAUUGAAUAUUGCUGUAAUGUGAAGAUUCGGAAAAAUGAUGGGCUCCCAGAGCAGUUGUGCAGCAACUGUAUCUACAAGCUGGGAGUAGCUUACCAUUUUAAACAGACGUGUGAGAGUGCUGACGUUCGACUCAGGCAAUACUUGGGACUGCAGUUAACAUCUAAGUAUAAUGAUGCAGCUAUUAUGACGGACCCUCUGCCCAUACCACAAGCUAUAAUAAAGAAAUGCAAAUGUAGACUGUCCCAGAAAAAAAGUAGCACCAACUACAAGAAGAAACCUGAGGAGGAAAAGCUAAAGCGUGGGCCGAAGCCUAAACCCAAACAAGUGCAUGCAUGUUAUGAGUGUGACAAGGAGUUCCGCUGCCAGGCACAGUUGGAGACGCAUGUCAGAACUCACACGGGCGAUAAGCCCUUCAGCUGCAUGUACUGCUCCCGCCGCUUCGCGCAGAAACACAACCUGACUAUACACCUCCGGGUACACACAGGCGAGAAGCCAUUUCAAUGCGAGGUCUGCAGUAAAACAUUUUGCGCGCAGGGAAAUCUUCAGUCCCAUCUCAAAAUUCACACAGGACAAAAGGAUCAUGUUUGUUCCCUGUGUAACAAGUCGUUUAUCACAUCCAGCGAGUUAUCACGACACAUUAACAAACACAGAGGGGUAAAGAACUAUAAAUGCGACAUCUGCGGGGCUGCUUACGCGCAAAGCAGGGAUCUGAAAAUACACAAGAUGAAAAAGCACCAGAUUAGCACUCAAAAUACCACAACUCAAAAUGAUGCUUACAACAAUAGCAAUAACAACAUUGAUAUAAUUGGCAUUGAUGUGGGUAAAGAGAGCUCUUUACCAACCAAGGUGCACAGUGGGCAUAGACCAGCAGACAUCGAAAGUAUAGGCUUGGUCAGCUCUAAAGAGCUGCAUUCAGUUGCCGGGAAGCAUCCGCCGCAGCUCAGCCAGGAGUUGUGUCAGAGUAAAGGUUUCCAGCAAUACAGCAACAAGUUGGACCCCCACACCUGCACGGUUUGCGGUGAAGUGUUUGAGUACAUUACUGCUCUAGCACAUCAUUAUUUGCAUCGACAUAAAGACUGUGAACCAUUACCCAUAUUAAGUUAAUUCGUAAAUUUUAUUCCGAGCAAGGUUCUGUGACGGUAACAUUGUUGAAAUAUUUACAGUGUGUAUCUCUGUUGGCUAUGUGCGCGAAUGUGGCAGCGCAAGGCGGGUAUGAAAAAUAUUGAUCAUUUGAAAGAUGUGUAUAAAUAUGAAAAUUGGGCUCACAAACCAAACUAACAGUUUGGUGUCAGGGCAAAACACAAGGAAGGAAGAAAUAGAGAGAGGCCUUAAUUAGGUUUAAACAAACAUUUGCAUAUGGGUAUCAAAGUUUUGUUUUAGUUAAUGGCCAACCUGAAUACAGAUCAAAAUAAGUAUUACUUUUUAAUACCACAUAAUUGUAAGAUUUUGGCGCUGUUACAUAGACAAAAGUUAUAAGCAUAAGAAAACAGGUUAUGAAUUUAGACAAAACCACUUUCUAGAUUAAGGUAUAUCUUUACUGUUUAAACUGUUUUAGGGUAUUAAAUGACUUGGGCCAAGCUUGUGUGUUUUGUAGAACCUUACAUUAAUUUA